This is a messenger RNA of Cercocebus atys (sooty mangabey), 932 nucleotides long. RefSeq lists its product as uncharacterized. The transcript is spliced from 3 exons. Bases 1 to 879 code for a protein of 292 amino acids. The record is from RefSeq and is a predicted model, not a curated record. NCBI's taxonomy places the organism in Eukaryota, Metazoa, Chordata, Mammalia, Primates, Cercopithecidae.
AUGGGACGGAGUGCGACAGAGAGGCGGCGGCGGCCCAGGGUCGGGCCGGGCCUCCCUCGCGGGGCAGCGAGAGGGAAAGCGGCCCUCCCGGCCGCAGCCUCCCCCACCUCGAGAGGCAGCUCCAACUUUCCUCCCAGCGCACGACGUCGCACGGGCCGCGCGAGAUUCCGAAACUUUGUCAGCCCUCCCAUCGCCCUAGGCCCGCUCCAGCGCCCUGCGCCGGCCGCUAACCCGCGUCUAGCCCAGACAGCUGCCCAAGCCCAUCCACCCCGCGGGUCGACCAGUUUACCUCAGGCCGAGGUCGAGGCGCUCGGUCCGGCCGCGGCCACACAGCAGCCUCCUCCCUCCCCUCCCCUCCCCUCCCCGCGCGUCUCCCUCCUCCUCCCUUCCCUCGCUCGCUUGGCUCACUGUCGGCGCGCUAAGGUGACGACGGCGGCUGCCGGACUCGCCGCGCUCGGCCUACUCUCUCGCUCUGGCCCUGAGUGCAUGUUCGCAGUGCCCAGCCGGGCCGCAGGGGGGCGCUGGCAAACUGCUGUUUGCGACCGAGAAGCGUGGUGGGUGGAGUCACGUCGCGCGGCCUGUGAGCGGGAGGAAGGGCAGCUGCGAUGGAGGGGCCUUCUGGGAAACGUCCUUCCUGCCCCGCCUUUCGCCAACGCUGCGGAUGGUGCGCCUGCGCAGCGCGUGGACUUUGGCCUCAGCGCUCCUUUGGCAGUUUUACAGGCUGCGUCGCGGAGAACAAUGAAAGAGGCUUUAAGGAAGAGGGGAUACAGACACAGACACGUGUGCACGCAGAAGGAAGACCAUAAAAACAGAGACAAGACAGCCAUCUACAAGUUAAGUAGAGAGGGUUCUGAAGAAGCACUCCUGCCAACACCUUGAUCUUGGACUUCAAGCCUCCAGAACUGUGAGAGAAUAAAUUUCUGUUUGUUGAA